Molecule: messenger RNA, 3663 nt
Organism: Castor canadensis (American beaver)
Lineage: Eukaryota; Metazoa; Chordata; Mammalia; Rodentia; Castoridae
Source: RefSeq, a predicted model, not a curated record
GGGCGGCCGCGGCGGCGCCUGGCGGCGGCGAGACGCGCGCGAUGGAGGGCGACGACCGGGGCCCGUGGGCUCUGGGGCUGCUGCGCACUUUCGACGCGGACGAGUUCGCGGGCUGGGAGAAGGUCGGCUCGGGCGGCUUCGGGCAGGUGUACAAGGUGCGCCACGUCCACUGGAAGACGUGGCUCGCCAUCAAGUGCUCGCCGAGCCUGCAUGUCGACGACAGGGAGCGUUUGGAGCUUCUGGAAGAAGCCAAGAAGAUGGAGAUGGCCAAGUUCCGCUAUAUCCUGCCUGUGUAUGGCAUUUGCCGGGAGCCCGUUGGCCUGGUCAUGGAGUACAUGGAGACAGGCUCCCUGGAGAAGCUGCUGGCCUCGGAGCCGCUGCCCUGGGACCUACGCUUCCGAAUUGUGCACGAGACUGCAGUGGGCAUGAACUUUCUGCACUGCAUGGCCCCGCCCCUGCUGCACCUGGACCUGAAGCCUGCCAACAUCCUGCUGGAUGCCCACUACCAUGUCAAGAUUUCUGACUUUGGGCUGGCCAAGUGCAAUGGGCUAUCCCAUUCACAUGACCUCAGCAUGGAUGGCCUGUUUGGCACGAUUGCCUACCUCCCACCAGAGCGCAUCCGGGAGAAGAGCCGGCUCUUUGACACCAAGCAUGAUGUAUACAGCUUUGCCAUUGUCAUCUGGGGUGUGCUUACACAGAAGAAGCCGUUUGCAGAGGAGAAAAACAUCCUGCACAUCAUGGUGAAGGUGGUGAAAGGUCACCGUCCCGAGCUGCCACCUGUGUGCAGACCCCGGCCACGUGCCUGUGGAAGCCUGAUCCACCUCAUGCAGAGGUGUUGGCAUGAGGACCCACGGGAGCGGCCCACCUUCCAAGAAAUUACUUCUGAAACCGAAGAUCUGUGUGAAAAACCUGAUGAGGAGAUGAAAGAGCCAACUCAGGAGCUGAGUGGGAAAAGUCCAGCGGAGCCCAAGAGUGAGGCUGGGCCUGGUUCUUCCCGUCUCAAGCGUGCCUCCGCUCCGCCCUUCGAUAAUGACUGCAGCCUCUCUGAGCUGCUCUCGCAGCUGGACUCCGGGAUUUCCCAGACCCUGGAGGGCCCCGAGGAGCUUAGUCGCAGUUCCUCUGAGUGCAAACUCCCGUCGUCCAGCAGCGGCAAACGGCUCUCGGGGGUGUCCUCAGUGGACUCGGCUUUCUCCUCCAGAGGGUCACUGUCACUAUCGUUUGAGCGAGAGCCUUCCACCAGUGAUCUGGGUACCACAGACAUCCAGAAGAGGAAGCUUGUGGAUGCCAUUGUGUCAGGGGACACCAGCAAACUGAUGAAAAUCCUGCAGCCCCAGGAUGUGGACCUGGUACUGGACGGCAACGCCAGCCUGCUGCACCUGGCUGUGGAGGCUGGGCAGGAGGAGUGUGUCAAGUGGCUGCUGCUUAACAAUGCCAACCCCAACCUGACCAACCGGAAGGGCUCCACCCCGCUGCACGUGGCCGUGGAGCGGAGGGUGCGGGGUGUCGUGGAGCUCCUGCUGGCCCGGAAGAUCAGUGUGAACGCCAAGGAUGAGGACCAGUGGACAGCCCUGCACUUUGCGGCCCAGAAUGGAGACGAGUCCAGCACACGGCAGCUGCUGGAGAAGAACGCUUCUGUGAACGAGGUGGACUUUGAGGGCCGGACGCCCAUGCACGUGGCCUGCCAGCACGGGCAGGAGCACAUCGUGCGGAUCUUGCUACGCCGCGGUGUGGACAUGGGCCUGCAGGGGAAGGGUGCCUGGCUGCCUCUGCACUACGCUGCCUGGCAGGGCCACCUGCCCAUCGUCAAGCUGCUGGCCAAGCAGCCGGGGGUGAGCGUGAACGCGCAGACGCUAGACGGGAGGACACCCCUGCACCUGGCCGCUCAGCGGGGGCACUACCGCGUGGCCCGUAUCCUCAUCGACCUGCACUCCGACGUCAACGUCUGCAGUCUGCUGGCACAGACGCCCCUGCAUGUCGCUGCAGAGACAGGGCACACCAGCACCACCAGGCUGCUCCUGCAUCGUGGUGCCAGCAAGGAGGCGGUGACCACAGAGGGCUGUACCGCCUUGCACCUGGCAGCCCGAAAUGGUCACUUGGCCACCGUGAAACUGCUUGUGGAGGAGAAUGCUGAUGUACUAGCCCGGGGGCCCCUGAACCAGACUGCGCUGCACCUGGCUGCAGCCCACGGGCACUCAGAAGUGGUGGAGGAGCUGGUCAGUGCUGACAUCAUCAACCUGGCUGAUGAGCAGGGCCUCAGUGCACUGCACCUGGCCGCUCAGGGCAGGCACGCACAGACUGUGGAGACACUGCUCAAGCAUGGGGCCUACAUCAACCUGCAGAGCCUCAAGUUUCAGGGCAGCCAGGGCCCUGCAGCUACACUCCUCCAGCGCAGCAAGACCUAGCCUGCUGCCCCCAUUACUGGCGGUCUCUGUGGGCUUCUGACCCGUCAUUAAGGUCCAUGUGGGGAUAGAAGGAUGCCAUGCUGGGGACACUCCACUCACCCUGUUUUGGCUUUUGCAAAAACAUUGACAUAGUGGAGGCCAAUGGACGAGGCAGUGCAAGAACAUCAGCACAGGUGCUGCCCACUGGCACCAUCCCCUCUAUGUGAGGUUGUCUGAGGUCGGCUGGGCAGGCACUUGGCUGGUGACCCAUCUACCAACCAGGGCAUCUGGCAUCCAAAGGGAGGACGGGUUGGCAUCAUUGCGUUGUACUCUUAGUUGAUGGGCAGUCUUUAUGUGUCCCUGGUGACAAAGCUUGGGUGACGAUGUUCCCUCUGCCCAGGAUCGAGCCACCUCUGAUUGCUCAGAGAACGGGAGGAACAGUGUCUUCACAGUGUGUGGUCAGCAGAGCUGGUCUCGGGAAGCGUAGCGGGUUCUUGUGUAUGAAGAGCCUUCCAUAGAUGGCUGGCCAUCAGCUUUGCUGGGACCUGUUAAGGACGUUGUAGCUUUGGGCAGACAGUCUAGGCUGCAAGGGAUGACUACAAAGUGUUGGAAUUGGUUUGAAGAGCAAAGUCACCACCAUUUAUAUGCGAUCCAGGAGUCCUCCACUUGACCUCCUGGUGCCCCUCGCAGUGCGCGGUCAUCAUUGCCUAAGACAUGUUUGGAACUCGAGCUACGUGUGUAGAAAUCAUUUAAAAACUUGUUAUAGCUUCAGCUUUGGACUUGCAAGUGUUAACCUUGUUAGACAAACCGCUCGCCCAGCUUCUUCUGGCUCUCGCUUUUGGUGAGAUGGUUGCUCGUGCCCGGGACGCUUCCCGAUUUGGUGUCUCGGGCUUUUCUGACCUGCUCUGCAGUGACUCCUCAUGUGUCCCUGCUGUGGCCAUGGGGUGCAGCCCCAUGUAGGACAGUUGCACUCCUGGAUGUCAAUGAUUUGGUCAUUAACCUCAUUGCUUCACUGUGCUGUGUGUCCUCCAUGGUGCCUUCCGUGUAUUGUUACCGCAUAAAAGUUUGUAGCAGAAGAGACCUUGUGUAUAAACGUGCAGUGGCCUGGUGUAUGAUGCAAAGAUUGAUAUUAACAUACUGUGUACGUUAAUGUGAAUCCGUGGGCAAGUUACUUCUUUUCUAUGACAGAAAAUACCGAACUGUAGAACUGGCUAUGUUUUAAUACGCCUCUGCGUGCUCCCUGUAUAUAGAAGGAAGACAGGAGAGCUGUCUGAGAUCAAUA